UAUAAAUUCUUCCGGUUUCUUUGUAGAUAUAGGUUAUACCUUCAUUUGUUCGAAUACUAAUGGUUUUGAUGGUAUUUUCAUUUGUGAAAUGAUAUCGCUACUCGUAUUUGUAGUAGCAUAUGUUGUUGAUGAAUCUGCAUGCUUAAAGGGACUAAAAGUAUGCCGGAACAUCCUGACUGAAAGAUAUUAUUGUUGCUCGGGCUAUGAAGAAGUAAACAACGUAUGCAUAGAAUGUAAAAUUGGUUAUGCGUCAAUUGAAGGUCAAUCGUGCAUGCCCUGUAAUGAAGACAGAUUUGGUAAGCGAUGCCUAAAUCGUUGCGAAUGUGUCAGUUGGCAAAGAUGUGAUAAUGUUAAAGGUUGUGUACCAGGAGUUGGAACUGCUUUUAAUACAACAGCUGGCAAUGAAAACAUCGCAAAUGUUACAGACGUUUCUAUUGAAAGCUCUAUGGAGACAACCACAGGUUUUUCAAAAGAACAUUUGCUGAUAUAUUCACUGGUAGCAACAAGCAUGAUCUUCGCCGUUGGGACGUGUUUUGUCUGUCGUAGAUUACAGAAAAAGAGAGCAAGAAGAGAAGAGACUGCAAAUGAGACAAAUUCAACUCCUAUUCAAAUAACAAAGUCUGGGAAUAAUACAUUUAUUAGCAUAGAGGAGAACUAUUUGAUGAAAAACACUUUCACACAUGAAUCAAUGAAUCCCGUUAUUGAAACAGAAGAAUCAAAGUCUCCAGACAAACAGGAGACAGACACUGACGAAGACAGUAACCUCCAUCCUUACAACAGCAUUCUAAAACCAGAAACCAACGUUGGACAAGGAGAGCGUUCUCAAAAACCGUUUCAAACGUUCAGAGAAAGUUUGGCGGAAUCAACAGAAAAUAUAACAAACCACUUGGAUCAUUAUACAGAGGACUGACAGCUUCAAGACAGGUUUCUGUGAGGAUGGAAAUAGUAAUGCGAACAAGCUAUCGAGAAUGAAAAUGUUAUGCUUGAUUUAUCAUCUUAUUGUCAUUUUAUUUUGCCUUUUUGUAUUACUAUUUUUUUUAAAUUUCAAUGGAAUCUGCAUUCUCAGAAAGGGGUAUAUGUUGUGUAACUAGGUAUCUUGGUAUAACUUAAACAUAUUCUAUUCAGAAAAUAACUGAAAGCUAAAACCUAUAUACGUCAUUUUAAGCAACAUGACAAUAAAUGUGUACCAAGACAACUUCUAUUCUAAGAGAAAUAACCCAAAUUAUAUAUCAAUACCAUCUCACACAACCAUAUUAAAAAAAAGGUCAUAAUAUAGUAAUGAUGGAUAAAUACAAGUGUUGUGGCGAUAACUAUGACGAAAACUGACAGAACUUCAAUUAUUAGGUGUGAGAUAUAUAUAUAUAACUUGUAUCGAAAUCAGUUGCUGAAUAUCAUUAAUAUUGUUAUAUUGUAUCAACCAAAGAACAAAUUUAACCAAUUGCGAUUUAUACUGUUUGAUAGUCCAAUUACCUUGGAUAAACAAAAUCUAGGUUUUUACCUUAUUUUCAUAUAAAUAAUUACAUAUGAAGUGAAAAAGAAAUACAAAUAAACAUAAUAAAUUAAUAUAUAAGAUGGGUUGUCAAUAAGAGUGAUCAUCUGAUGUAAUAUACACAUGGCAAUACUGUUUAUGUUGUCUCAAAAUCUUUUGCACUACCAUAACGAAGAUUUUUCACAUCAAAAUUGACAGCAAUUUCUUUAGUUAUGAAUACCAUAAACUGGGCUUAAAUAAAAAAAAGUGACUUGAAUGUUCAAAUUGGUCACCGCAUUGGGGGCAAUGUGAUCUGUCAGACUAUUGGCUAUGUUGAACUAUUCAUGUGUCUUUUGUUAGUCUGUAUAUAAUUUCCUUUAAAAUGUAUUAACAGAUGUACUCGAUUUUGCAGGUGGGGUAAAGCCUUCUAUAAGCGUAUAAUACUAGGUAAAAAGCUCUUUUCAUCAGAUACGGUAUUACAAAAAAUUAUUCGCAGAUGUUUGUUGCAUUAUGUUAUAUGUAUAUACGUUUUCCACAUGAGGUUGAAUAAUUUCAUACAAAUAUUCCGGAGCAUGCCCAUUUACUAUAUUUGCAUUUUGGUAUCUUCUUCGCCUUUUAAGUUGAUACUCGAUCAGGCAAUGACAGGUAAGGCGACGUUAUGACUUGUGUUGACUUCAGUCGUAAACAACAUAUAUUGAAGUGUACGAUAUGAUACUGCUAAAAAAAAUAGAAAGUCGUUUAAUUAAGAAAAUAAAUAAAUGAUUGCAUUUUUCAUAGACUCUUCCAUCUGUAUCAAUAUCUAGAUAAAGAUCUAGAUGAAACAAACUUUUCUUGUCUGUAGUAUCUUAUACACACAUUUAAUAAAACAAUAAUCAAGA
Molecule: messenger RNA, 2346 nt
Organism: Mytilus californianus (California mussel)
Lineage: Eukaryota; Metazoa; Mollusca; Bivalvia; Mytilida; Mytilidae
Exons: 6
Coding region: 89-910 (273 amino acids)
Source: RefSeq, a predicted model, not a curated record